UGCCUUGAUCACCCUCUUCAACGUUCUUGGGUUUUUACCAUUUUCUCCUUCUCUAUAUAAAAUCCCAUUCCCAUUUCUCAACUUCCAGUGUUCAAUUUCCCGUUAAUCCCACCACCGCCGGAUUCCCAUCCCUCACUUUCCGUUCAGUUUCCUUUGACGGUCACCAUGGCUACUGGACAAAUAUUUUCUCGUACGACCCAAGCACUGUUCUAUAAUUACAAGCAACUACCCAUACAGCGGAUGCUUGACUUUGACUUCCUUUGCGGUAGGGAAACACCAUCAGUUGCGGGAAUCAUCAAUCCAGGUGCUGAAGGAUUUCAGAAACUCUUUUUUGGUCAAGAGGAAAUUGCCAUCCCUGUGCAUUCUACGAUUGAAGCAGCUUGUGCAGCACAUCCCACAGCCGAUGUCUUCAUCAACUUUGCAUCCUUCAGAAGUGCUGCUGCAUCAUCAUUGUCUGCCUUGAAACAGCCUACCAUCAGAGUUAUAGCUAUCAUAGCUGAAGGUGUUCCAGAGUCAGACACCAAACAGUUGAUUGCAUAUGCACGAGCUAACAAUAAGGUCGUUAUAGGUCCAGCUACUGUUGGUGGUAUUCAAGCUGGUGCAUUUAAGAUCGGUGACACUGCUGGAACAAUUGACAAUAUAGUACAGUGCAAGCUAUACAGGCCUGGAUCUGUGGGCUUUGUCUCCAAAUCAGGUGGAAUGUCUAAUGAGAUGUACAACACUAUUGCCCGUGUUACAGAUGGAAUUUACGAAGGUAUUGCAAUUGGAGGUGAUGUGUUUCCAGGUUCCACUCUUUCGGAUCAUAUUUUGCGGUUUAACAACAUCCCACAGGUUAAGAUGAUGGUCGUACUAGGAGAACUUGGUGGUAGGGAUGAGUAUUCUUUAGUUGAAGCCAUGAAACAAGGAAAAGUUAACAAGCCAGUGGUUGCCUGGGUUAGCGGUACUUGUGCGACAUUGUUCAAAUCUGAAGUUCAAUUUGGGCAUGCUGGAGCAAAAAGUGGUGGUGAGUUGGAGUCUGCACAAGCGAAAAACCAAGCUUUAAGAGAUGCUGGAGCAAUCGUUCCAACUUCAUAUGAAGCCCUUGAAGAUGCAAUUAAGGAAACAUUUGGAAAAUUGGUGGAAGAGGGUAAAAUUACUCCAGUAAAGGAAGUGAAGCCUCCACAAAUUCCUGAAGAUCUUAACUCAGCAAUUAAGAGUGGCAAAGUUCGGGCGCCAACCCACAUUAUUUCCACCAUUUCUGAUGACAGAGGUGAGGAGCCCAGCUAUGCUGGAAUUCCAAUGUCUUCCAUUGUGGAGCAAGGUUAUGGUGUUGGGGAUGUUAUCUCACUAUUAUGGUUCAAGCGCAGCCUUCCUCGAUACUGUACACAUUUUAUUGAGAUAUGCAUCAUGCUCUGUGCUGACCAUGGUCCUUGUGUAUCCGGAGCACACAACACCAUAGUAACAGCUAGGGCUGGAAAAGACCUCGUGUCCAGCCUUGUCUCAGGUUCUAAUUCAACUUAUUUGUACAAGGAUGUAAUGAGGUCUGUAUUUGAUUUCCCUAAUCAACGACUGUAUUCUGAAACAGGUUUGCUUACUAUUGGCCCUCGAUUUGGUGGUGCCAUUGACGAUGCCGCUCGGUAUUUUAAGGAUGCAUAUGACAGAAACCUUACACCUUACGAAUUUGUCGAAAGCAUGAAGAAGAAAGGGAUUCGUGUGCCUGGAAUUGGCCACAGGAUCAAGAGAGGCGACAACCGAGAUAAGAGAGUGGAGCUACUGCAACGGUUUGCUCGGACGCAUUUCCCAUCUGUGAAGUACAUGGAAUAUGCUGUGCAAGUUGAAACUUACACUCUCUCAAAGGCAAACAACUUGGUUCUUAAUGUAGAUGGUGCAAUCGGGUCCCUUUUCUUGGAUCUUCUUGCUGGUAGUGGAAUGUUCAGCAAACAAGAGAUUGAUGAGAUUGUCGAGAUCGGCUAUUUGAACGGGCUGUUCGUCCUGGCUCGAUCUAUUGGUCUGAUUGGACACACUUUUGAUCAGAAGAGACUGAAACAACCACUUUACCGUCAUCCUUGGGAAGACGUUCUCUACACCAAAUGAUGAAAUCACAAAUAGCAAGAGUUACAAAUAUCAAUCUCAAGUAGUACGUUUCCUUUGCAAUAUUGAAUUUAUAUUAUUGGUGCCUUCUGCUUCUUCUAUAAUUUUGUGGAAUGUCUCUUUUUCUUCUUACAUUUCCUCCCUUUAGAACAACUGUUUGUAAGGCCUUAGUGUUACUUCAAAUUUCUCAGGUUUUCUAGUUCAUAAAAGGAAGAAUUGUAGUUCAUUUUUUAAAUAAACCCAAAACAAAAUGUCAUCAAUCACUAUCUUUAUGUAAAAUUAUGUCUUUAUUUGACCACUACAAGCUAUGCAAAUUCUGUCCUUCAUUUUU
Molecule: messenger RNA, 2401 nt
Organism: Cucumis sativus (cucumber)
Lineage: Eukaryota; Viridiplantae; Streptophyta; Magnoliopsida; Cucurbitales; Cucurbitaceae
Product: ATP-citrate synthase beta chain protein 2
Exons: 16
Coding region: 166-2073 (635 amino acids)
Biological process (GO): acetyl-CoA biosynthetic process; fatty acid biosynthetic process; tricarboxylic acid cycle
Cellular component (GO): cytosol
Molecular function (GO): ATP citrate synthase activity
Source: RefSeq, a predicted model, not a curated record